GCUGGUUUACACCGAAGAUAGACACAAAAAGCUUGACUAACUCAGCGGGACAGGCAGCAUCUCUGGAGAGAAACAUAGAAACAUAGAAAUUAGGUGCAGGAGUAGGCCAUUCGGCCCUUCGAGCCUGCACCGCCAUUCAAUAUGAUCAUGGCUGAUCAUCCAACUCAGUAUCCCGUACCUGCCUUCUCUCCAUACCCUCUGAUCCCCUUGGCCACAAGGGCCACAUCUAACUCCCUCUUAAAUAUAGCCAAUGAACUGGCCUCAACUACCCUCUGUGGCAGAGAGUUCCAGAGAUUCACCACUCUCUGUGUGAAAAACGUUCUCCUCAUCUCGGUUUUAAAGGAUUUCCCCCUUAUCCUUAAGCUGUGACCCCUUGUCCUGGACUUCCCCAACAUCGGGAACAAUCUUCCUGCAUCUAGCCUGUCCAACCCGUUAAGAAUUUUAUAAGUUUCUAUAAGAUCCCCUCUCAAUCUCCUAAAUUCUAGAGAGUAUAAACCAAGUCUAUCCAGUCUUUCUUCAUAAGACAGUCCUGACAUCCCAGGAAUCAGUCUGGUGAACCUUCUCUGCACUCCCUCUAUGGCAAUAAUGUCCUUCCUCAGAUUUGGAGGCCAAAACUGCACGCAAUACUCCAGGUGUGGUCUCACCAAGACCCUGUACAACUGCAGUAGAACCUCCCUGCUCCUAUACUCAAAUCCUCUUGCUAUGAAAGCCAACAUACCAUUCGCUUUCUUUACUGCCUGCUGCACCUGCAUGCCUACCUUCAAUGACUGGUGUACCAUGACACCCAGGUCUCGCUGCAUCUCCCCCUUUCCCAAUCGGCCACCAUUUAGAUAAUAGUCUGCUUUCCCGUUUUUGCCACCAAAAUGGAUAACCUCACAUUUAUCCACAUGAAGAAAUGGGUGACGUUUCGGGUCGAGACCCUUCUUCAGGUUCUUUGCCUCCUUCCAUAUCUCUAGUCUCGCUCUCCACUGACUGUCCGAAGAAGGGUCUCGACCCGAAAUGUCAUCCAUUCCUUCUCUUCGGAGAUGCUGCCUGUCCCGCUGAGUUACUCCAGCAUUUUGUGUCUCACUCCAGGUGACCUGUCUUUUUUGUUGGCUCAGCUGCCGCCUGUGUUUACUGCCAAUCACGAGAGAAGUUUUGAACCCUCCCACUGGCCCGCCCCAACAUAAUAUGAUCUGAUUGUGAUCGGCAUACUAUAACCUUCGCCAGCUGUGUGUAGUAACAUCUCCACAGGGCAUCCGAGUGAGCUGCCUCCCACCCAGCGUCCCGACUGCCGCAGCCCACUGCUGCUAGUCCAUCCACAACAAAUUGCGCCAUCUAUGAUCUCUGGUGAAUUUGGAACUGGAGACCACUGCUGAAUUUUGUGGACUCCCUGAAAGUGGACUACAAUAUUGGUGCAGAGUGCAUGGGCGUUUGUUUGUAGAUUUCCCGGCUGGCUGCGAAUCCUUCUCCUUGUUUGGAUCCUAACCGGAGCUUCUGUCACGCCAGUCUCUCUCCCAGAACUUCAUUGAUUGCAAAACUGUGAUAUCGACCUGCUAGGCGGCAGCCACUGAAUUGCCAGCAUUGACUUCAUGCAUUAAUUUCUCGCCGAUACGGAGCUGGGGAGCGAUUUAAAAAAAGCUAGAGGGGAACAUCGGCCACAAAGACCGGGGAGGAUGAACUUGGGGUUGGGUGAAAGAUGGAGACUGAACUUCGGGGACUAUUACAACAAUGAGACUGUGAGCCUGCAUUAUAAUGCCACCGGGAAGCUGACCCCCGGCAGAUACAAGGCAGGUCUGAGGGUCCACGCGGUGAUAUUUUUGAUAGUCUCUGUGUUUACAAUCUUGGAGAACUUGCUGGUCUUCAUCGCCAUCCGGAAGAACAGCAAGUUCCACACGCCCAUGUUUUACUUGCUCGCCAACCUGACAAUGUCCGACCUGCUGGCGGGGGUGACCUACUUGGUCAACAUCCUGCUGUCCGGUGCCAACACGAUCAAGCUGACGCCGCUGUGGUGGUUCCUGAGGGAGGGCGGCGUUUUCAUCACCCUCACCGCCUCGGUCUUCAGCCUGCUGGCCAUCGCGGUGGAGAGGCAUGUCACGAUGGUGAGGAUGCAACUGCACAACACGGACAAGAAGUGGCGCACUCGACUCUUCGUGGGCGCCGACUGGAUAUUCUCGUUCUUCCUCGGGAGCCUCCCAAUCUUGGGUUGGAACUGCAUUGGGAACCUGCGUGUUUGCUCCACAAUGCUGCCGCUCUACUCUAAGAAAUACAUCCUGGUGUGCAUCCUGAUCUUUAUCUUUGUCCUAUGUGCCAUCGUGAUACUGUACGUCCGCAUCUACCUUAAGGUCAAGACUAACAGCCUCCCCAUAGGCACUUCCAGAACGACCAUGUCCAAGAAGUGCCAGAAAUCUCAGGCGUUGCUGAAGACUCUGACCAUCGUGGUCGGCACUUUUAUUGGCUGCUGGCUACCGCUCUUUAUCGUGCUGCUACUGGACGUCGCCUCAACUACGAGGAGCUCUUUGAUUAGUAACUUGGCCGAUUAUUGCCUAGGACUGGCCAUGUUAAACUCCGCCUUGAAUCCCGUCAUUUACACCCUGACCAACAGGGACAUGCGCCAGACCAUUGUGCGCCUGCUAUGCCUGACCAAAGUCGGGGAGCAGCCUCGCUGUUGCGGGGUGAUCAUCUCCGAGUUUAGCAGCACCCAGCAGGACAGGUCCUCCAUGCAUAGACACGAGCUGCUACACACCACCCUCAGCUCCGGUAACGGACCGCAGUCUCCCACCAGGAUCUCGCUGGUCUGACACCAUCACGCUCUAGUCUACAUUUUAGAUAGACACAAAAUGCUGGACUAACUCAGCGGGACAGGCAGCAUCUCUGGAGAGAAGGGAUGGGUGACGUUUCGGGUCGAGAUGGGGUUAGGAGGGAGAGAUAUAUCGGUCAGCCAUGAUUGAAUAGCGGAGUAGACUUGAUGGGCCGAAUGGCCCGAUUCUGCUCCCAUCACUUAUGACCUUAAGAUCCUUCUUCGGAAAACCAGCUUCUGCAGUUCCUUCCUACACGUUUAGUCUGCGCACGGUCUUCUCAAACGCCUAGGGCAGGAUUCGCGAAUGCAAAACUGCACUGAUUACAAUUAAGUGAAUGGACGGUGUUCCGCGCCUGGUGGAGGAACAUUUCUCGUGGAAUUUAUAUGGAAAGUGAUGAGAAAGUACUAAUCGCGCGCGUGUAUUUUUGUAAAAUCUCUUAAAAUCAAAACGGUUCGAAGAUGUCAUUAAUCGAAGUCGAGUACUGCAUGGACCGAUACUGGGUCUUAAUCUUUUCAAUCCAUGUACAUGACUUGUGAUUGCAGAUAGAAAAACGGUUGCUAAUUUUGCUGAUGCCACAAGGAUCGACAGGAAAGUAAUCUGUGAUGAGGGCAUGAGAAAACUCCCAAAGGAUAUGAAGGUUAAACAAGUGGGCAAAUAUUAGUUUAGUUUAUUAAUGUUGUCACGUGCACUGAGGUACAGUGAAAAGCUUUUUGUUGCGUGCUAACCAGUCAGCAGAAAGACAAUACAUGAUUACAAUCGAGCCAGUCACAGUGUAUAAAUACAUGUUUGGCAAAUGAGAUAUAAAGUGGGAAAUACGAAACUGUCCAUUUGGUUGGAAAAAAUGUUUACAAUCUGAAUGGCGUGAGUGCCUAAGAUACAGAAAGAUCGUGAUGUCCAUCAGGUGUGAUUUCCAAAAGGCUAGUGUACCUGAUAUCAUGCAAGUGAUUAGUAAAACGAACAAGAUUUAUGGUUUAUUGCAAUGGGGAUGUAUACAAAAGAACAUAAAGUAUUGGGGAGACAUCAACUGUAGAGUAUAGCUCUAUCUUUACAGAAGGAAGUUCAUUUAUUGGAAGCAAUUUGGAGAAAGUUUACUUGACUAAUAACCCAAAAUAGACAGUCCUUCCUAUGAGGGACAAUUAAAACUGGCUGAACUCAUAAUGUUUAAGAGUGAGAACGGACUCCAUUGAAACAUGAGAUCUUGAAGGGUAUGUAGGAUGUGGUGAGGAUGUUUGCUGCUGUUGGAGAAUUGGGUGUAACCAGUUAAAAAGAAAGGGUCACCCACUUAAGACACAAAUGUUAAUAUUGUCAUUUCUUCUCCUCAGAGUAUUUUGAAUCUUUGGAAUUGUUCCUCAGAGGUCACUAGAAGAAAAUGUUUGAAUAUUUAUAUUGAAAUAUAGACUGAAUUUAGUUUAUUGUCACGUGUACUGAGAUUCAGCGAAAAGCUUUUGUGCAUGCUAACCAGUUAGCUGAAAAACAAUACAUGAUUACAAUCAAGCUAUUUACAGUGUACAGAUACAUGAUAAAGGGAAUAACUUGAUAGUUUAUUGAUAAGGAGGGAGAUGAAAUAUUACCACGAGUAGAUAAGACUGCAUGCAGUUAAUGCCACAAUUUGGUGUUAAUAAAUGGUGGAACAAGCUGGCGGGCCAAAUGGCCUGUUCCUGCUCCUAAUUCAUAUUCCAAUUUUCAUCAACAUCAACACAAAGACUCUACCAACCCAAGCUGCAAAUUAGAUAAAAUAGCAACAUAACAUUCCAACUUAUGCCGUUUUACAUCACAGGAAGCUUUGCAAUUCUGUCCUGAUUUUGUAACAUGUAAAGUUGCUCAAUUAGGAUCAUAAAUGUUGAACACUUUUACUGCAAUAGCUCUUUGUUUUCCCGUGCUCCAACAUACCACGGUUUGGUUCAGUCUGGUUGGACUAUGGCAGCUUAUACUCUAUACUCCUAGUGCUUUGACACCCUAGAGGAUAAGUUUGUCCAGACAGCAUCAGCACAGCAUAUUUCGCUUGGGCAGCUUACAACCCAGUGGUAUCAAUAUUGCUUACUCUAACUUCAAGUAACCCUUGCAUCCCCACUCUCUCCGUCCCUCCCCUGGACAUUGUACUAAUUUAAUUGUCGUCCCGUUGAGUUUCAUUGUCUGUAUAACUUGUUAACAGCUAGCCCACAGCCAACCAUGGACCGUUUCCUUCAUCAUCAUUCCUUUUUUCAAUAUCUUUCAUUCAUGUGUUCUAUAUCUCUCUACAUCACUGGCUUUAUCUCUCGUUUCUCUUUUCCCUGACUCUCAACCUGAAGAAGGGUCUCGACCUGAAACGUCACCUAUUCCUUUCCCCCCCAGAGAUGCUGUCUGUCCCACUGCGUUACUCCCAGUUUUACUUGCACUGAUGAGUAAAUGAACCAAACCUUGGCUCACCCAUGAAAAUCCGAUCACAUAUUUUAAGCUCCGCUCUAUAGAGUAGACCAUAACUGUACAAAUUGUCUUCCAAAUAUAUUUCAGAUAUUAAAGCAUUGAAUUUAUAAAAGUACCAUUUUGUAUUUAAGGAAAAGAUGAUGCCCUUUGAAUUUUUUGCCAGGCUACUCUAACUAUUAGAGGUGGGAAAAUAAAACAAAAGCCCGAUAUUCAUUAUUAAAUUCUUUGAAAAAGACUUCCUACAUAAUAAUACUGAUUUUUUUUCCAUCGUGGCUCGUAAUUCCCUUUAUUCAAUCCAUUUACACCCUUGGAGUUCCAAUCUUUGCUAAUUUGGAUGAGACACCUUUUAGUAUUUCUACCAGAGUUCACUUUUCCAUAUGAGUUUGGGCAAUGACUGAGAAUGACUAGCUUUAACCAUGAUCCACAUUUGCAAUAGGUCUGCAUGCAGAGCAACCAAGCUGCUGCUUCCCUCUGGCAAAUGUUAGUCUUCAUCCUCCAUCCCCGCCACUGCUCCACCUCCCACUUCAUCUUAGCUCACUAGCAAUUGAGUUUCUCCUUUGAGAGGGAAGUACGUACAGUUAACCCUGACCGUGGUCUAGGACUGAACAAUUCAUUUUCCUGCACAAUAGAAAGACAAUAUUCUCAGUGAUACAAUGUUGUUCAGUCAAUGACCACAGCAAAUCUGUAAGUGAGAAUAUAGUAUUAUAUAACAUUGAGAAUUUAGGUUAUGUCGUACUGGCAGCACUUUAACUUCCAAAUCAUUCCUGGUGGCAAUGUAUGAGGUUAGAGAGGGAAGAGUGGGAUUGAUCCUACCUUUCACUGUUUAUAUGGAGAAGAUGCUGCCACUAUUGCACUGCAGUUUCUCAAUGUGGCAUGGAAUCGGUAGCAGCUUUGAUAUGCAAUGCUGUAAGUUCUGCUUCAGCUCGGGCUAUGACUCUGCCUAGGAAUGAAUCAAAUUUCAGAUUAUCCUAGACUAUGAAUGACCUAAAUAUGUUGAAGUAAAUGUAUAAUUCUAACCAUUAUUUCAACUGUGAUAAUUGUGGAUUUGAAGAACUUAAUUAUGUUCCAAUUUUUAAUAAAAUGUUAUCAAUCAGCAGUUGCAUGUUUAUC
This is a messenger RNA of Leucoraja erinaceus (little skate), 6293 nucleotides long. Its product is annotated as sphingosine 1-phosphate receptor 1-like. Gene Ontology annotation, cellular component: membrane. The record is from RefSeq and is a predicted model, not a curated record. Gene Ontology annotation, biological process: G protein-coupled receptor signaling pathway. NCBI's taxonomy places the organism in Eukaryota, Metazoa, Chordata, Chondrichthyes, Rajiformes, Rajidae. Bases 1656 to 2780 code for a protein of 374 amino acids. The transcript has 2 exons. Gene Ontology annotation, molecular function: sphingosine-1-phosphate receptor activity.